Lachancea lanzarotensis is the source of this 741-nucleotide messenger RNA. RefSeq names its product LALA0S08e06304g1_1. The coding region runs from base 1 to 741 and encodes 246 amino acids. Gene Ontology annotation, cellular component: nucleus. NCBI's taxonomy places the organism in Eukaryota, Fungi, Ascomycota, Saccharomycetes, Saccharomycetales, Saccharomycetaceae. The transcript has a single exon. The record is from RefSeq and is a predicted model, not a curated record.
AUGUCACAUAGCUGUGAGCAUGAGCAUGAGAAUUCUCAUGAGCAUGGACAUGAGCAUUCUCCUCCAUUAGUAACGAAUGAGGCCCAAUCACUGUAUAAAUACAUUAAUACACCGCAAGUGCGCUGUCUGAAUGCAGUGGGCCGUGGAUCUAACGAACUAAGUUCGUGCUUUAUCAAAAGCCAGCAAGAGAAGUAUAAUACGUCCAGAUUUUUAGAAAGUGACGCAGAUUGCCAGAUGAUCUUGCAUAUCCCAUUGACGGGCGUGUGUCGUGUCUUUUCGUGCAUAUUCCGGUUCGGAUGUGGUGACAACGGUGGGAUUGGGUCACCCAAAACCAUCAAGCUAUUCAAGAACUUCACCAAAAGCAUUGAUUUUGACAACCUACUGGAUUCGAAGCCACUGCACACACUGGAAAAUCCAGAAAAUGUCGGGAUCGACGUUCAGAGCGCUACGGGAGGAGGAGACGAAGACGAAGAAGCUGAUGAUGUUGGGUUUUCGGAGCACCAAUUACCGCGCCAGCAUUUCCAAAACGUGGAAUCAAUCACACUAUUUGUGGAAAACAACUGGAGCGGCGACGAAGACGAUCUGACCCGAUGUUUCUACAUCGACCUGCGAGGCGAAUUUGUCAACAACAAAAGAAGCGACGACGGACUUCCCUUGUUGGCGGUGUACGAAGCGGCUCCUAACCCGUUGGACCACCAAAAAAUCGAAAACGAGUUUGGAGGCUCUACGGUGGGUAUGUGA